AUGGCUGUGAGCCUGGUGGAGACGGAUUGUGGCUUGGCCCUUUUGCGGCUGCUCAGCCGUGGGCAUGCAGUUGUCGCAGAGCUCCAGCGAUGUUCCGAAACCUUGCCAACCGCCAUCAGGGGCGAGGGCGAGGUUGCAAAGCGUCUCUCGCCGGUGCUGCCGGACUUUGCAGUUUUCCGUCGCGAGGGCGCAGUUGAGAAGGUGGCUGGCACACCAGAGCUGAUUGAACUUGAUGAGGAAAGUCGUGAAAUCAAUGCAGAUCCGGCAGAGCGCUUGUUUCGAGUCCUGUCUGCCAUACGAAAAUACUUUGCUGACCUCGCCAAGUUGCUUGAGGAUAUUGAUGUCGGCGUCUUUGUAGGGCAGAGUCAUGAGAGCAUUCUUCGCGAUUCAGCGGGUGCGGUCUUGCUCCCAGAGGCCAUUGCUUUGCUGGGAACAAUGAUCCUCAUCGUAGACGAACGCAUUUCAGGGCCGUGUCGCGAGCGCGCCCUCGUUCUCUUCUAUCGAUGCACAGCAGGCACAAGCCGGGAGUCAGAUGACUUUGCAGAUGUCUGCAGGCUUUUCAAGUCAACUGCACGGCCAGAAAGGGACAUUGAUCUGGCGGGCAGAAGGCCCGGAUACCCCGAGAGUUACUUCGCACGAUUCCCACUCCAUGAGGAUGCGGUCCGUCUCGUGCUCGGUAAGCUGCAAACCGGCGAUAUCUACGAGGCUUCAAGGCACUAUCCCUUACCUGAGCACCGGUCGCACGGCCUGUCUGCUCAAGCAGGGAUGCUCUACGUUCUCCUAUUCUUCCAAGCGAAGACGCUUGAAUCUGAUGCGAUCGCUAUGCGGGAGAUCGUAGACCGGCACUUCGGUGACGUUUGGGUCGUGGCAUAUGCGCUUGGAUACACAGCCGACCUGCUUCUGAUGUGGGCCCCCUAUCCGGCCGCACGCCAAGCGCUGAGCAAUGCGAUCACGGCAGGUACCGUGCGUCAACUCCAAGACCAGCACCUGGAUCGACUGUCCAAGACACGGUCCAAGCUUGAGGAGUACUUGGUAGAAGGUGUGUUGACAGAAGACUACGUCUCGAGCAAAGUCUCCCAGUUGGUUUCUGUGCUGCGGGAGGCCAACACCAGCAUCCGCUGGCUGCUACUUCAACCAAGCACCUUAGACUCGAAAAUCCAGGUGGUUUGCAAUAGCUCCGCGAAGAUGAAGGAGCAGCUGCUGGGCACCUUGGUCGACACAGCGCUGCUGGAGGACAAGAUCAAAGCCAUCUUGGUCCCGCUGGUAGCUCGUCGGGAUGCAGACUGGGCCCGUCAAAAGGAGGAGGCUGCCCAAGCCAUGGAUGAUCUGGCUGUGUUCUUCUCAGGGCAGCAUGCACUGCGUCGGAACGUUCGCAACAGUGAGCUGGAGGAGUUCUUCCGAAAUUUGCAGCAGAGGAUCGAGGAGCUUAGCUUCCAGACCCAGGAGGACCUUUUGGCGCUGGGAAGGAAGGUGGGCCAGAUCAACAAGGCCCUGGAAGAAGUGGCGCUCUUCCAUGAAGUCAGCCAACAGCCUCAGAUCCUGCACUUUCUCAGUGACGCGAGGCAGCUGCUGCAAAGGAUGCUUCGGACAGCCAGCCUCAGCUCAGAUGUCCUCGAAACGAUUGAGACUGUCGCGGACCUUUCUUAUGCGUGGCGGGCCUUAAGCACGUACAAGGAGGCCAUGGGCAACCUGCUUGCAGCAUCGCCCGACAGUGUGAAGGGGCUGAGAGCUCUGUUUCUCAAGCUUGCUUCUAUACUGGAAGCACCACUUCGGCGUAUCAGGCAGGCCGGCAACUCCUCGCACGCAUCCCUCGUUUCGGGGUACUACUCCAACAGGCUAGUGGAAUUCAUGCGGUCCGUCUUGCAGGAGAUUCCGUGCCUGAUCUUUCGCCUGCUUGGCCAACUUUCAACGCUCGAGUCGGCUCAAUUACCAAAGAGCUUGCCUUCCAGGAUAAGCUUGGUGGAGCUUCAAAGCUACGCGGAGAAGUGUGAAAAGGCAAGCAGUGAGGUCGGCAUCCUCACACAGCGUAUCGCUCUGCUAAUGCGUGGCAUCCGUGAAACGGAUGUGGCACUUCUCGGUGCAGUGCUGGUGGAUCCUCGGGCAGUCUUGCUCGAUGGCCUGCGGAGAGAGGUGGCUCGUCGCAUCGAGUCCUUGCUGGCAAGCUUAUCUUGGCCCUCCGCAAGCAGCCGCCAGGAUGCCGAGGCCCCACUGCAGCAGAUGGCUGCGCAGGCCUUCAAGCUCCGUCGUUCCUUUGAGCAUGUGCAGGACUACUUGGGCGUCAGUGCGCAGCAGCUCUGGCGGCAGGAAUUCGGUCGUGUGGUUCGCUAUCUCCUCCACAUGGAGGAGCACCUCUUGUUGAGGCGUCGACCGGCACCCCCCGAGUCAUCGCCUCAUCACGACGCGAGUGUUCCGAUCAAGUUUCCGGACAUUUCCAAUGGGCCGUCGGGUGGCUCCUUUAUCAGCCGCACUCUGUCCAUGCUGUCCGAGCUGACGGACCCGAAGUCCACCUCGGGCGGUUUCCACCACGAUUGGCGCAAGUGCGAUUCAAGCGGUGUGGCGACUUUGGACAGCUUGCUCCUUGAGCUGCUUAUGGAAGCCAUGGGGCCGCCGGGCAUUGCGGCCAUCUCCCGUAUGUUGGCUUUGCGAGCGGCUGGGCGGGUGCGCAAGGCUGUUUCGGGCUGCGCCGUGCUGCUGGCAAAUGCGGAAGUACAGCAGCUGGCUGCCAAGGCAAAGUCGACCCUCCAAACGACGAGAUCUGCCGCAGAGGUUCUGCGGACAUCUGCCAGCCUUCUUUCAACCCAGGUCGGUCCCCUGGGGGCGGCCUUGGCAAGCGUCGGGCAAGCGCUGCUCGUACGCCGACGCCUAGCUGCGCAGCUCAGGCUUCACAGCAGCUUGGAUGCUUCGCUGGUCAGCGAGUCUGUGGCCGUGCUGGACGGAAAUGUGCUUUUCGAGGUUUUGGACGACACAGACGAGACCGAGGUGCAGGAUGGUGAGCUGCCGAGUCUCUGGGACUUCGUUGGAGAUGGCAAGGCAGCUUCGCCAGAGGAGACGCAGCUCCGCUUCCGAAGGAAGUUGGCGCGCAUGGGGGAGUUGCCGGGCUUUGCUGACCCUCUACGUCAGCUCAUGCAAGUGGUGCCGGAAGGCUCCGCUCCGUCUGACAUGGACAUGUUGAUAGCCCUGGCUCUGGUGCAAUAUACCACCUCUGUAUCUCCGGCGGCAGCGAGCCGCAAGUCUCAAAAACGGCCCACGGCGUGGAGUGGCAAGCCGGUCCUGUCGGCCUCACCGGGCGGCUUCCGCCAAGAGGCCCAUGUCAGCUUGGGCGCGGGCCUGGCUGCACUGCUUCAGCAGCUUCCAAGGAGGAUUCUGCAAGGCACGUUCCAGAUAUGCGGGCUUUACCUGCAGAGCAUCACAUGUCACACCGUGUCCCGGCCGCGGCACAUGCUCUUGAAGUGGAACAAACUUACCUGGUAUUCGGAUGUCAUACCACAAUGCCAGGCCUGGGCAGACGGUGCUGUCAUGAUCCAGAUCCUAUCGAACUGCCUCGAGACGGGUCAGCGUUUGCGAGGUUGGUUUCACCACGGAUGUUUGUCGUUCGCAUCAGCGCUCCUGGCAGCUUCUUUUGUGUUGAUUCGCCGUUGCAUCGUUCGAUCUGUUUUUCUGCAGACAGCUGAGAAGCACCCGCUUUUUGCGAGCUCAUCGCUCUGCGCAGCGCUUCUCCACACCGCAGGUUGCCCUGAUGGACUCCAGUGGCCUGCUCACCAAGUUGUCUCUCUGGACAUCUUCGCCGCAUCUGCGACCUUGCUGCAAAGUUUGGCUUUGCACCGUGAGACCUAUACGGGGGUUGAGCAGCGCCCGGCUGUGAAGCUUAGCUUUGCAAGGAACAUGUCGCUGCAGAAAGGCCGUCGGGUCGUUGCACGUCUGCUCGCGUCCAUCGUGCAUGUCAGAGAUCAAGCAAAGCAGCCAGCUUGCCAGGUCCGCGACAUGGUUACCGAGGUGAUGUUCGUUGUUGGACGCCUGCGAACACGAAGAAGCUGUGGACAGCUCGCACAGCAGGCCCGAGUCUGCAAGAUCACAGCAGAAGUGAUGUGGCUUUGGAGUGCUUUGCUCAGAAAAGGAGGCGUCGUGUUGGCCUUCUCCUACAAUAACCCGAACAUGCUGCGGCUUGCGCCCAGUCUCGUUGGCCUGUGUGCAGCACUCGUGUGGCGCAACGCGACCUGGGAUCACCUUGCAUUAUGCUGUCGUGGCAAAAUGCCAGGCCCGACCAGGCGUGGCGAAGCCUUUCUAGCUGGCUGCUAUCGGAGGCUUCACUUCCAGGACAUAACUUUGCAGCUCGGUGUGCGGCUGACCGGAUUGCCACGCCUUCGCCCAGCCAACCUUGGGGCUCUGGUGGAGCACUAUCAUCGAACAGGCGAUGCUCUUGUGCCCAUGCUGCAGCUGCAGGAUGCGCUCACUGGCAUCAAUAUUGAUGGCCUUGAGAUCUGCGCGCCUGCAAUGAUACUUGCGAAGCUUCUGGAGGUUGAGCGGGACAGUCUUUCAGUAAGGCCGGCUUUGACAAGGUCCCGGCUAGCUGCGCUGAAGCAUUUCUGGUUCAGCUUGCAGCGAGAAGGCUUUGGUGCGCAAGCACUGGCCUGGGAGAACGCCACUUUGCCGGUGCCAAGGCGCUCAGGAUCCUUGCCUGUCUCCGGUGAUCAAGUUCCCAAGCAUUGGUUGAACCUGACAGCGGCCAGCAUCUAUCGGAGUCUUCAUCGCAUUGAUGCACAGGUCAAGCAGUGGACCUCUGUGGCAGCUUUACGACGAAGGGUCGGCUUUAAGGUGAACGUGGUGAUGCCCUUUUGCGCCCGAGCAGACGGAGAGUAUCUGCCGCAGCUGGAGUCUUUGAUUCUGCAGGAGUCGCUGCCUCUAACCGAGGUUGUCGACCUAUACAUCUACGAUAUUUGCUAUGCCUUCUUCGAUGUCAGCAGUUCUGCCUACAGCCUGGAAAAUGAGGCAGAGGUGGAAAUCGAUCUCUCCUCCGGCUCAGAGCGCGCAGGAUCGUCCCAUUCUCUGGUGGCUUUAUCGUCCUCAUUGCUGCGGGUGGCCAAGUACUUCAGGCGUGCUUUCGUCAUCCCCUUCCAUGAGGAGAUACCUACUGGUGAGGUGUCCCCGAAUCUCCAUCAUGUCGCGCAGCACUAUGACGAUCUGCCCGACUUCAUGUUGUUCAUCCAUGUGGAUGUGUACGAGCACGUGGAAGUCCCGGCAUUGGUGUCAGUCCUGAACUCUUUCGCGCUGAGGCUUUGGCCGCGGGAGCUGCCCUUCCUGCAUUUGGGCCGUCGGCACAGUGGGCCCAUCGAUGCGUCAGGACGAGUGCGUUCGGAGAUACGAUCGUACUGCCGAAUGCGAGCACCCAGGGAGGGUAUGCAGCGGAAGACAGCUCCAUCCAUCUUCCGAGGAGACUCCGUCCUGGAGCGCUACACGGUUCGUACACCCUCAGGCUGGUACUGCCAGUGGGUGGAGUUGGCUUGGGAGCUGCUUUUCCACCAGCCACCGCAGCUUCCGGAGGACGACUACGGCGGCUAUGACUACGGUCAGUUCGUGGCCAGCCGGGAGGCCGCAAAGGCCAGGCCAAAGGCGUUCUGGCAAAAUGGAUGGCGAGCUCUGUGUAGUGGCAGCAAUUACCGGCUCCUUCUCGGAACAAAGUUUCUGUCUUGGAAGGACCUGACAGCAAUGGAGAGGACCAAGGAGGAGAAAUUCACCUGGUUCGGCUUCCACAAGGGGUUGGAAAUGGCCUUCGAGCACCUUUGGCACGUGGUCUUCCACCCAGAGGCUGCGACCUGGCUCUGGCCCAGCAGGCUGAGGGAUCCAUCACUUCCUCUUGGACUAAAGUUUGCCAUGAAUGGUGACCCGACGCUGCUUCGAUUCUACCGAUGGACUCCCCACGAUCCGCUUUAG
Messenger RNA from Symbiodinium sp. CCMP2456, 5928 nucleotides. NCBI's taxonomy places the organism in Eukaryota, Dinophyceae, Suessiales, Symbiodiniaceae. The record is from the annotation of a GenBank genome assembly.